UUCAGCUGUAGUGUAGCAGCUGCAUUGGAGAAUCUUGUGAAGCAAAAAUCUCAUGCAUCAUCAACAGAAGUGAUGAAGGCCCUGUUGAACGUGGAAGAGAUGCUGGAAGACAAUUUGUCUGAAUAUAUGAAAGAACUUAAAUCGAAACUUGACCUAACCCAACGUGCCCUUGCUAAGUUUCGUGAUGAGGCAAACAGCAUGAGCAACGAUUUUGAGGCAUAUCUGAGCAAUCCACUUAGCAGUUUCGCUCUCAUACGACACCAGCAACAGGAUUGGCAUAAAUGGGCUUUGUUUAUGGAGCAAAGGAUUGGGCAGGAACACAUUGCCUUUGCGCACCACAUGCGCUCCAGAUUACCCACAGCUGUGGAUCUGACGGAAGCGACGCGCAAUAUCGAGACACUGAUUAAGUUUUAUCAGCUACAUCCCAAAGACUUGGCGAAUGGUAUUCUUUUAAGCCACUCACAGCCAGACUCUGCUCUCAACUCUUUGGAUUGCUAUGCACUGGGAAUGUUUAACUAUAUGAAAAAGGAAUAUUCCAAGGCCGAAGUUUGGUUUAAUAUCUCGCUAACGUUAUACGAUAAGAGUGAUAAGGAUAAGUACAAUGUUUACAAUUUCAGUGAGAAACACAUACACAAAUGGCUGGGUGUACUGCUGGUAAGGCGCAGGGAGCAUUCGCUUGGAGUGUGGCACUUGAAUCAGGCGAAGGAUAUACUAGACUACGACGAUGAGAUGAUCUCAUUGGCCAUCAUUAAGGGACACUGCUCAGCUAGUUUUCAACGACCCACACACCUGCAUUGCCGCUAUAACAACUGGAUGACGCCUUUUCUGCGCAUCGCACCACUCAAACUGGAGGAGCUCAGCCUGGAUCCACUCAUUGUGCUUUAUCACAAGGCGAUCUACAAUAGCGAAAUUGAAACUCUGCUAAGAAGACAAGAAUUUAAUCUAAUUUCUGGCAAGGAUAACAUAGACCAGACUAUCCAUGAGCGAGUGGCAGAUAUUUCGGGCUUUAACUUGGAUCGCUCCGAAGUAUUAUCUGUAAUAAACAAUGACAUUGGUGGACAUUUUCAGCUGCAAGAGGAUGCACCCGAAACGGCAGAGCGACCUCAAGAUCGCAUAGCUACAGUGUUGUUUUACUUGGAGGAUGUGGAACUGGUCGGCGCUACAAUAUUUCCCAGGCUGAAUUUAACCAUCAAGCCUGAGAAAGGAACUGCACUGCUGUGGCACAAUUUAGAGAGUUGUGGCUCGAGUCAUCCCAAAGCUCUUCAUGCCGCGUGUCCUGUCAUUAGUAGCUCUAAAUAUGUGCUGACAAAACAGAUUUAUAACCUGGAUCAGAUGUUUAUUAAACCAUGCCAGGCGCAUUGUACAAACAGUUGAAGCAGUGCCCCAACAGCUGG
Molecule: messenger RNA, 1394 nt
Organism: Drosophila arizonae
Lineage: Eukaryota; Metazoa; Arthropoda; Insecta; Diptera; Drosophilidae
Product: prolyl 4-hydroxylase subunit alpha-2-like
Biological process (GO): peptidyl-proline hydroxylation to 4-hydroxy-L-proline
Cellular component (GO): endoplasmic reticulum
Molecular function (GO): protein binding; procollagen-proline 4-dioxygenase activity; iron ion binding
Source: RefSeq, a predicted model, not a curated record